AUGCCCCUAGAGGGGCUACUUCCGGUACUGGCGGAGGAACAAACCGCUUAUAUGCUAUCAAAAGUUGCCAAGAGCAAGAUGAUUUGCCAGAUGUUGUCACUGAAUGACAAAGUUAUAGCUUAUGCCUCCAAACAGUUGAAACUUCAUGAGAAGAACCACCCAACCCUUGACUUAGAAUUGGCUGCUGUAGUAUUUGCUUUGAAAAUAUGGCUCCAUUAUCUUAAUGGUGUUCAUGUGGAUGUAUAUCCUAUUGUAUUGUUUGAAGUUGGUGAAGCAGGGUUGAAAGGACCAGAUUUAGUCCUUCAAGCUAUGGAGACGGUGAAGAUAAUCAAGCCUCCACGAAGAGCUGACAAAGGUCAUUCUAAUAGAUGUAAUGUUGAGGAAAACGAGUUAUCAAAUGCACCUUAA
Messenger RNA from Solanum verrucosum, 408 nucleotides. RefSeq lists its product as uncharacterized. The transcript has 4 exons. Lineage: Eukaryota; Viridiplantae; Streptophyta; Magnoliopsida; Solanales; Solanaceae. The record is from RefSeq and is a predicted model, not a curated record. Bases 1 to 408 code for a protein of 135 amino acids.